Fragaria vesca subsp. vesca is the source of this 1356-nucleotide messenger RNA. RefSeq lists its product as uncharacterized. Bases 17 to 958 code for a protein of 313 amino acids. Lineage: Eukaryota; Viridiplantae; Streptophyta; Magnoliopsida; Rosales; Rosaceae. The transcript has 4 exons. The record is from RefSeq and is a predicted model, not a curated record.
CUCAGGUUCGUCAACGAUGGAACAAAGUCCAUUCUUUGGUUCCGAGUCUUUCAGAAGCUCACUACAAAACUCGAGAAGGGAAAUGGGUUAUGGUUAUCUGAUCUUGCUGCUCCUUAUCAAUACACUGGUUCCUUUGUCUUCUGGUAAAUUGGACAGAGUGUGCAUUUCCCAAGGUAGUCGUUUUCCUCCAUUCUCUUCUGAGGGGAAGCCUCCAAAACGAGUCAGCAAGGGACCCAAAGAUCUAACUCUUUGCAGGGUGUUCCGCAAAAACACUUGUUGUGAUGUAGCCCAGACACAUCCUGCUCUGAUAGCCAUUAGGAAGUUGGCUUCGUCAGGUGAAGCUAACUCAGAGUGCUUGCAAUUAUGGGAAUUAUUGGAAUGUUCUAUCUGUGAUCCCCGCAUUGGUGUACAGCCAGGACCUCCAGUUAUAUGUGCUUCUUUCUGUGACCGGGUCUUCAAUGCUUGUUCUGGGGCUUACUACUCAACAGAUGCAAUAACGCAGGUUCUAGCACCCUGUGGAUUAAAUGAUUAUGUUUGUGGGAGAGCCUCUGAGUGGAUUCUUAAUGGCACAGAAUUCUGCCAUGCUGCAGGGUUUGCUGUUAAGGGUGAUAUGUCUGAUAGCCUGGAAGAAACAUUUUGCUAUGGUGGUAAAGCUAGUCUUGAUUUGAUUGCGGAUUCAUGGAAGGUUCCACAAUCUGAGGUGCCCCAGAAAGUUGGGAGCUUGAGGCUGCUAGAGGAGUUCCAGGAGAGAGUGAGGGAAAUGCCAUAUAGUGAACGAGUUUCCUGGGCUGUGGGAGGAUUGGUCCUUACAGCAGGCCUGUUGUUUGUAAGCAGAAGGAAAGGUCAUAACCAGCGCCACAGACAAGCUGCUUUCCAGCGUACCACUAAAAAACUGGAAGCCAAGACGUACCCCAAAGCUACUGAUAGUCAUGGAAAUAGGAAAGUAAGUAAAAGAUGAAAAUGAGUUUCUGAAAAUUCUUAAUUUUGUCAAUGUACUUCAGAUGUAUCAAUAUAUUGUAUGGUAUACCCUUUGUUCUUUUUACUAGUUUACAAAACAGUGAAUGAUGUAUUACUUAGAUAGUUAGACUAUAUAUUCAAGAAUUUUGAGGACUCAAUUCCAGUUUUAAUUCCUUUCAAGAUCACAAUUGAAAAUCUUCAGCAUUGUCUUUCCUUGCAUUCCACUUGCAUAUCCCUUGAACCAUUCGAUUCUCAAUGCUCGUGGCAUAGGGGGUGUGCCACGAGUUGGAGAAGGCGGUGCCGGAACCUGAUGACAAAGCGAAAAUUGAUUGUUCAAAGGCUUGGCUCUUUCUACAAUUGUGAUUGAUCUUUGUGAAGGAAUCAUGAAUGAUGUACAUU